AUGAAUACAGAAGAAGAGAGGAGAAGUAAAUCAAUCAAAGACCGCUCUCUUGCAUCAUCUCUCUCCGUCUCAUCUCCCUCUGAUUGGAAGAUGAUGCUGGUUGAUCUGAGGAACCACGGGAGAUCAACGGAGGUGGAAGGCGUUAACCCUCCUCACGAUCUUGUGAACUCAGCCAAGGAUUUAGCUGAUUUGGUGAAGGCGAACGGGUGGAGUUGGCCUGAUGUGGUGAUUGAACAGCUUUGGGUGUUAGACUCUGUUCCUGGGGAGGUUAAGGAUGAACAAAGUGAUGGUGAAGUUGAGAAAGUUCUAAUGACGUUGCAGAGUUGA
Messenger RNA from Eruca vesicaria subsp. sativa (arugula), 327 nucleotides. Lineage: Eukaryota; Viridiplantae; Streptophyta; Magnoliopsida; Brassicales; Brassicaceae. The record is from the annotation of a GenBank genome assembly.